Molecule: messenger RNA, 1903 nt
Organism: Penaeus indicus
Lineage: Eukaryota; Metazoa; Arthropoda; Malacostraca; Decapoda; Penaeidae
Product: vascular endothelial growth factor receptor 3-like
Biological process (GO): cell surface receptor protein tyrosine kinase signaling pathway; multicellular organism development; positive regulation of kinase activity
Cellular component (GO): signaling receptor complex; plasma membrane
Molecular function (GO): ATP binding; transmembrane receptor protein tyrosine kinase activity
Source: RefSeq, a predicted model, not a curated record
CCUCGUGUUCUUAACCAGGAUGGAGUCGGGAUCGAGGGAAAACCUAAGAACAGGGAGAUCAGAAACAAGAACUCUACUUCUCCUAUUACUAGUACGGUGAGAAAUCGCGCUGGCGCAAUCGAGGGCAAAAACCUCGGCUCCUCGACCAGCAGCAGACCUCCCUUGCCUUAUGAUACCAAGUAUGAAGUACCGAGGGAUUUAAUAAUUCGACCAGCUCCUGGGCUCGGGGCGCUUUCGGCACGUGUAUCCGCGCCUACAGUCCUCAACCUCCGGACGGGGAAGCCGCCCGCACUACAGUGGCUGGUCAAGAUGACGAGGUCACACCUCAAGAUCAUGUUGCACAUCGGGCGUCACAUGAACAUCGUCAACCUUUUAGGCGCAUGUUCAAAGCACUUCGCCUCGAAGGGUCAAGGCGUAACUGUUGCUCUUAGUCGAAUAUUGCAAGCACGGAAACAUCCUCGGUUCAUUGUGGCGGCAUCGCAAGGAAGGCGUGGACCAGAUGGAGCAAAAAAUGGCAACGCAGACCACAGAAUGCGACACAGGGCUGGAUUUGGUCAGGGCAAGUGGCAAAUAAUAGGCGAGGACAUCGAGCGCCCUCAAGAACGCUCACGUCCACUUCGGGCCGGAAGCCGUUCGCGACCACAACGAUCACAGCUCCAACGGCAGUCACUCCGGGAAGACGCUUUGGUUGAACGUCGAAUACGGGCGCCCCCGGCGGGUUCGCAGAUGAGCUCGGCCUCCUGCAGCGACCAGUAUCUGGCGUCCGACAUGAGCACGCUCACCUGGGUAAAGAUCGCCAGCACUCUUUUUUCAGUUGGGAAAAGUAGCCUUGGAUCUGAGGAAGACUUUUUACUGUCCAGUCGCUCAGGAGCUUCCGAAACGAGCUUCUGUACCCGAAGUUGUCUCCUGUGGGCCUUCCAGAUCGAAGGGAUGGAGUACCUCGCUUUCAAGAAGGUUCUUCAUGGAGAUCUGGCCGCAAGGAAUAUUCUUCUGACGGAAGACAAUGUUGUCAAAAUCAGUGACUUUGGAUUAGCUAAAGACAUCUACAGAAAAGAGAAUUAUCACAAAAAGAGUAAAGGCCCGAUGCCGGUUAAAUGGCUGGCUAUAGAAUGCUUGCGAGAAGGCAUUUUCUCCACACAGAGUGACGUCUGGUCCUUCGGUGUCGUGCUCUGGGAGAUAUUCAGCCUGGGACAGAACCCUUACGCUGGCGUCGAGUUUGAUGAAACCUUCAUUGCCAAAGUUGAAGAGGGAGUCAGGCUGGAGAAACCUAAAUAUGCCACUUUUAACAUGUACUGCACGAUGCGAGACUGCUGGGCAAAAAACCCUCUUGACAGGCCCUCCUUCCCAGACCUGGAGGCAAGACUGAGCGCGAUGAUUGGGGAGGCAAACAGACAGCACUUCCUCGAGCUCAACCAGCCGUACCAGAAUGAUAACUCCGACAGCGCUUUCAUAAGUCGUCUGCAAAGUCCUGAUUACUCUGUCAAAGUCCACGAAGGAAGGACAACUGGCAGAGACAAUAGCAAUGAGGUCCUUUCCAGCCCCGGCCUGUGUGGGGAUAUUAGUCUACCCGCCACCUCUCCCCCCGGCAACACGAGUCCCGAUCAGAUUCCAAGAGGUGGUCCUGCCGGAAAUUACUUGACCAUGUCCAGCCUCGCCUCAGGUCGCAGUGAGCGACCCCACGCUGACCUCAAGGCUGAGGCUGAGGGGAGUGGCACUAUGCUGGGCGGCGAGGGCUUGGGCGGGCACAGCGCCAGUGGACUAGACGUUCCGGCAAUGCAAAAUAACCCAGGAUACUACCAGAAUCUAUCUAUCCCGGCGUCAAAGGAGAGGGACGGCCUUACCACAGGAGGCGCCUUCUGCGAGGAAACAAGUGUUUAAGAACCAUAGGGGUGGAGAGGCACUU